AUGACAAUGCAAAACAUUGGUCUCCGUACACCUGGCGUGUUGAGCGUCGUAUUUGGCGCUCAAGGCGCCUUUCUCCUGGCCAAUGCCGUCUACACCUUGGCGUAUCCUUCCGCUGCAUCGAACCUCUCGGACUCUCCGCUGGCCGGAGUUCCCAGUCAUACAGUCCGAUGCAUAGGUGUGACGUCUCUUUCUACGGCGAUGAUCUACGCCAUUGCCAGCUACCAGCGCAAUAUCCCGAUGAUGGUUGCUUCUCUGCCUGGUCGCUUUUUUGCCGGGUAUGUGUUUUACCAGAAUGGCGGUGCUUGGACUCGGGUUGCGGUCUUUGAAGUUUGUAUGGGGCUGGUGAAUGCUGCAGCACUUGUGUGGGAUCUAUACAUAUAA
Molecule: messenger RNA, 381 nt
Organism: Penicillium vulpinum
Lineage: Eukaryota; Fungi; Ascomycota; Eurotiomycetes; Eurotiales; Aspergillaceae
Exons: 2
Coding region: 1-381 (126 amino acids)
Source: RefSeq, a predicted model, not a curated record